AUGCUUGCACCACAUCCGAUUUUAAUCGGGUCCCUCCUUAUAUACGUAAUAAUCCCCGUGUCUUUUCAUACUUUAAGGAAUGUACCAUUGUCUGAUAACCUACCUUCGUCUUUGUACGACCUGGACUAUAUUCCACUACGUGAUGAAGACAAUGAUAACCCACCUCCGUCUUUCCACAACCUCGACUCUAUUCCCCAAUGUGAUAUAGACGAGGAAACGAGUGGUUGGAACCCCUCUUUGAAUGUUUCACAAUUUGCUUAUAGGGAACAGUGUGCAUUGCGCGACUCAAUUGCAUCCGCUUUGUGGGCGGAUCGAGGAAACAGACGCGCUUAG
This is a messenger RNA of Striga asiatica, 333 nucleotides long. The record is from the annotation of a GenBank genome assembly. NCBI's taxonomy places the organism in Eukaryota, Viridiplantae, Streptophyta, Magnoliopsida, Lamiales, Orobanchaceae.